ACUAUAUAUUGUAGGAAAGCUGGAAAACCCUAACUUCACUAUCGACCCUCGUAUAUAUAGCUGAGCGAAGGAAAUUCAGGCGGACUCUAUUCCCUCGCCCCCAUCAGAUCUCAUCUCAGCCAGGGAAUCGAACUUGAGAUGGCUGAAGCCAAGGCUGUGGUUCCUGAGUCAGUUUUGAAGAAGAGGAAGAGACAUGAGCAAUGGGCAUUGGAGAAAAAGCAGGAAGUUGAAGCUUUGAAGAAGAAAAAUGCCGAGAACAGGAAGCUCAUCUACAAGAGAGCUAAGCAGUAUGCUGAGGAAUACCAGGAACAGGAAAAAGAGCUGAUCAGAUUGAAGCGUGAAGCAAAACUCAAAGGAGGAUUCUAUGUUGAUCCAGAGGCUAAACUUUUGUUUAUCAUUCGCAUUCGAGGUAUUAAUGCCAUGCACCCAAAGACAAGGAAGAUUUUGCAGCUAUUGCGUUUGAGACAGAUCUUCAAUGGUGUAUUUCUGAAAGUUAACAAGGCAACUAUGAACAUGCUUCACAGGGUUGAACCUUAUGUGACUUACGGAUACCCCAAUUUGAAGAGCAUUAGGGAAUUGAUUUACAAGAGGGGCUUUGGGAAAUUAAACAACCAGAGGAUUGCUCUCACUGACAAUUCCAUCAUCGAACAGGGUUUGGGCAAAUACGGCAUCAUCUGCGUGGAGGAUCUGAUCCACGAGAUCAUGACAGUUGGUCCUCAUUUUAAGGAAGCAAAUAACUUCCUGUGGCCCUUCCAGCUCAAGGCUCCCUUGGGUGGUCUGGAAAAGAAGAGGAACCACUAUGUUGAAGGAGGAGAUGCUGGAAACCGUGAAAAUUACAUCAAUGAACUUAUAAGGAGAAUGAAUUAGGUGUGCGGUCAUUGUUUAGAUUGAAGUCUGAGAUUCUACAAAGCCAGAUGAAUUUUGAUCUUAGUUUGAGAAUUGAACAAGUUUUACUUUUCCAUAGUAGUUGGAGAUUGGAACGAGUUUACUUUUGGAUAAUUAUGUUAUGGAGUUUGUUUUACUUUUUUGUUGCAAAA
Messenger RNA from Carica papaya (papaya), 1037 nucleotides. RefSeq names its product large ribosomal subunit protein uL30y. Gene Ontology annotation, molecular function: structural constituent of ribosome; RNA binding. Gene Ontology annotation, biological process: maturation of LSU-rRNA from tricistronic rRNA transcript (SSU-rRNA, 5.8S rRNA, LSU-rRNA). The record is from RefSeq and is a predicted model, not a curated record. Lineage: Eukaryota; Viridiplantae; Streptophyta; Magnoliopsida; Brassicales; Caricaceae. Gene Ontology annotation, cellular component: cytosolic large ribosomal subunit.